AACAACAGUCUCCUCAAGAAGCACAGUCUCUGGCGCUAGUGGCGUGCGUCGUCUCUAUGGUUCCCGCCGGAAGGACGCCUUUGCGUCUCUGCGGCUAGCGUGGUUGCCAUGACGUCCGGGUCUCCGCCAGCAACUGCGCCUUGUCGCUGAGCGCCUAGGGACCAAGCGACCCCGGGACCCUCGCGGCACCCUCCGCAGGAAAAUUUCCGACUUGGUUCCUGAGGUUCCUGCGGAGGAAAGCACCCAUCCUCCCCUCUUUUCCGCAUUCUGGGCCUUUUCCUUUUCUCUCCCCAGUAUGGCCCGAAACUACAGAAGGGGAUCCCCUACUGGCCCGGCAUGUCUAGUCCCGGGUUUGAGUGAUUCCGCCUGAGGUAGGAUUCGCCCGUUUCCCCGGAACCAGCUGCCACAAGCAUUUAGUAUUAGGCUGCCGCUGUUUAUUAGAGCGGGCUUAGAACACCCUCAGCGAGGUAGGUCGGCGUUCCUUUUCUCGCUUAAAGGUGAGGUCUCGAGACGCGCCCCUGACGGCGCCAGAAGGUCCAGGCCACUACAAAGUCCACAGAGGCGCAGUUUCCCCUACGUUAGGCCCGCGAAUAAAGAACUGCUGUUUCUGAUUUUUUGGCCGAUGUUCAUCAUGCAGAACAUUGAAUCCCGAUGAAGAUUUGGAGGCCUUUUCUUCUUCAAAAUUUCUUCCAACAUUUUUGGUGAUUCUCAGCAGGAGAGUUGUUCCAGGGCUCUAAUCCAUCACACUGCAAGAAACAGAAGAUACUUCUCAUAAUGAAGACCUGGAAAAAGAUAAAACAUCACAAAACUGCCUAGGAAGAGGAAUGGAACAAGUAGCAAAGAAGUUAGGAGUGGCCCAUGAAGAGAUUCAAAGGCUCACUGACCAACUACAAGUGAAGGAGAAAGAACAGUGUAAAUUAGAUUCUGCACUUAAGAAGGCUCAACUAGAAAUUGAAAAAUUGAAGGAGAAUUUGGUAAAGCAUAAAGAAAAUGAUGCAGCUGACCUGCAGAAAGCAAAGGAACAUAAUCAGAGACUGGAUGAGGAAAUUCUAGCUUUAAGAAAUAGGGUUCGAUCACUUGACUCAGAAAAAAAAGUGCUUGGUGAAAUGGUUGAGAGACUUAAAGGAGAGGUGUGUGAAUCUCAAGAGAAUAAGCAACUUGGACACCACUCCCCUGGAAAAACUACAGGUGCUGAACGGAAAGAACAGCAUCCAUCAUCUGGAGAAAAACUAAAAUACAACCAGCAAGAGGAAGUACAGCAACUUCGCCAGAAUUUGCACCGGCUCCAGGUUCUAUGCAACUCAGCUGAAAAUGAGCUUCGAUAUGAACGAGGGAAGAACUUGGACUUAAAGCAACAUAAUAGCUUACUUCAGGAAGAAAACAUCAAGAUAAAGAUUGAACUAAAGCAUGCCCAACAGAAGUUAUUAGACAGUACAAAGAUGUGCUCUUCACUCACAGCAGAGUGCAAGCAUUGUCAGCAGAAAAUCAAGGAACUGGAGUUGGAAGUACUUAAGCAGACUCAGAGCAUUAAAUCACAGAACAACCUACAGGAAAAGCUGGCUCAGGAGAAAUCUAAAGUUGCUGAUGCAGAGGAAAAGAUUUUGGACCUGCAGCAGAAAUUAGAACAUGCUCAUAAAGUCUGUCUCACAGACAGUUGUAUUUCAGAGAAGAAGCAGCUAGAGGAAAAGAUAACAGAAGCAACAGAAAAUGAAGCUAAAAUAAAGCAACAAUAUCAAGAAGAACAACAGAAGAGGAAACUCCUAUAUCAGAAUGUAGAUGAGUUACACAGGCAAGUGAGAACCUUAAAAGAUAAAGAAAGUCUCCUGGAAAUGACCUGUUCUCAGCAACAAUCCAGAAUUCAGCAACAAGAGGCCCUACUUUCACAACUGGAAAAUGAGAAAAGAAAAUAUGAUGAGCAUGUCAACAGCAACCAGGAAUUAUCAGAGAAGCUGUCUAAGCUACAGCAAGAGAAAGAAGCUCUACAUGAAGAAUAUGUGCGAUUAUUGAAGCUACUUAAUGUCCAUGUGAGAAACUAUAAUGAGAAACAUCACCAACACAAAAUCAAGCUUCAAAAAGUCAAGUGUCGUUUAACUAAUGAAGUAGAACUACGAGAUAAGAGAAUUAACCAAUUUGAAGAUGAAAUUGGAAUCCUGCAACAUGAAAUAGAAAAGGAGAAGGCAAUACAGAACCAGAUCACUGCCCAAAAUGAUACCCUGAUUUUAGAAAAAAGGAAACUUCUGGAGCAAGUCAUAGAGCAAGAACGUUUGAUCCACAGCAACAAAUGGACGAUAUCUUCAAUCCAAAGCAGGGUACUUUACAUGGAUAAAGAAAAUAAGCAAUUACGUGAAAAUAGUCUUCGUCUCACACAGCAGAUUGGCUUCUUAGAGCGAAUUAUAAGGAGCAUUCAUAUUCGCAGAGGAGAGAAUCUUAAGGAGUUUCGUCUUCCAAAAUGGUGGCGUAAAGGCAAGCUGGCUUCUCUCCCCGCAACAAAAAGAGACAAAGAAAUAUACAGCAGUGAGGUCGCCACCAGCAAUAAUGCAGAGCUCCAGCAUGAGGAUGAGUCCAUUCCUGAGGUCACAGAGAAGUGGAAACACUCUGAGCAGAUGGAAACAACAAUUAGUGACAUCUUUGAAUCUGAAGUAAUGAAUGAAGCAUUGCCUUUAUCAAACUCCAGUUUUUCAGGAAAAGGUUUGGUAGAGUCAUUUGUAAGUCUUCAAGAGACUGAAGUGAUUAAGUCAAAAGAAGCAAUGGCAAGUUCAGAGUCCCCUGAGAAUCUUUUGUGUUCACAGAAUUCUGAGGCUGGAUACAUAAAUGUGGCUUCUCUGAAAGAGACACACGGUAUACAAGAACAAGACCAAAAGUCAGAGCUAUAAAAUCACUGUUGCCUAAAGCUAUACUGAACAAAAUUGCUAACUUAAAGCCUGGACACAAAAGUGGACCAUGACAUUGAGAAGAGUUACCACAGAUCCCAAAUGGAUGUCAACCAAGUGUCUUCAAAAUUGCUGAUAAAUUCAUUAAAGCCAUUCUAAAAAUGGA
This is a messenger RNA of Cebus imitator (Panamanian white-faced capuchin), 3036 nucleotides long. It is a transcript of the gene CCDC30, whose product is annotated as coiled-coil domain containing 30. NCBI's taxonomy places the organism in Eukaryota, Metazoa, Chordata, Mammalia, Primates, Cebidae. The record is from RefSeq and is a predicted model, not a curated record. The transcript is spliced from 17 exons. Bases 825 to 2873 code for a protein of 682 amino acids.